AUGGAGCCAAUCCAGUGGCUGUGUGAGCAGCAUCCAUUACUGACGUACCAAUGUUUUUCCGUUCCCUUUGCUUUUCUAUUCUACGUCUUGGCUAAACAGGGAUGUCUCUCUUUGACAUACAGGUCUGUAUUAUCUAUUUUAUACCGCUAUUGUAAUAUUAUAAGUUGAAGAUCAGGGCUAUUUUAAUUAUUUUUUGCAACAAAAGGUCAGACCAAUUAUAAUUUACUUUUAGUAUACACACUUGUUUAUACAAAUUGUUUAUCCACUGGUUAAUCCACACUUGUUAAUUCCAAAUGGAGGUUCCAACAAAGGAUUUCAAUCAAACUGCCUAUUUUGGUUGAGCGGUAGGAGGUAUAAAAAGGAACUAAAUACCUGUGAACACUGGUCUUGACAGGUACCUUUUCUUGGCAUCCGGAGGCUGUAUCCUAGCUGUUGUCACCAUGGGUGUAUACAGCUUGCUUCUGCUCGUCUCCACUGUGAUCUUUGUGCUGCUGGUGUGUUCACUGAGCCCAGACCGUGUCCAUCCAUGGGUCUUUGGAUUGCAGAUGGGUUGGCAAACCUUCUGGCACCUGCUCAUACAGUACAGAGAAUACUACCUCAAUGAGCCCACUGAUUCCAGGUACAGCACUGUUCUUAAUUCAGUCAAGACUUUCAAAAGGAUGCUAGUUUCCUACAUGUACUUGUGACUUAAAUGUUUGUUGUCUUGGUUGUCUGUGCAGUAGAUCUCAUGAGCAAACCGUAAUCUGGGGCUUGGGGGUCAAUGAGUUCACAACGAAAACAUAAACAUCAGCUCCACAAUAAGUACAUUUGAAAUAAAGUAAUCGUUGUCUCCCAGUCCCAAUCCACCAAUAAAAUGUGGAAAGUACAGAACUUAAUCUCAGACUGUUUUACUUUUAUUUUCUGUCAGGCUUCUCCUAUCAGUGUCCUCCUUGAUGCUACUCACCCAGAGAGUCACCUCCGUGUCAAUGGACCUACAGGAGGGUGGCAGAGUGACAUUAAUGACCCAAUCACAGGCCAAAUGCCGGGUCUUUCUCCCACUCAUCAGCUAUGCCCUACACUUCACUGCCUUGCUCGGCGGACCCCUGUCCUCAUUUGACCAAUUUGUCUAUUUUGUAGAGCAGAUAACCAUCAGCCCUCCUCCCCAGCCUUUGUCUGUUGUCUCCUACAAGGUCUUUCAGGUGUUAUCUCUGGAGUGGGCUAGGAACUAUCUCACUCAUCUCCUCAGAGACAAUGCCUCCAGUUUGUCCGUCUCCAACAACGUCCUCACUGAUGUCUUGUGGGUAUGGGGCCUUGCUGUGGUGUUGAGGAUCAGAUACUACUCCCACUGGAGGAUCAGUGAGUGUCUGAAUAAUGCUGCUGGGCUUGGGUUCAGGGGGAUGGUCAGGGAGGACGGCCCAAACUGGAGCGGCCUGUCUGACGGAGAUCUUUGGACCACAGAGAUGUCCUGCCAGGUGUCCGAAUUUGCCCGUCGGUGGAAUGGUACGACAGCUACAUGGCUACGUAGGCUGGUUUUCCAAAGAUGCAAAACUGCUCCGCUGGUAAUGACGUUUGGGUUUUCAAUCUGGUGGCAUGGCUUACAUAUGGGUCAGUUUGUAGGGUUUCUUGUCUGGGCUGCAGCUGUGAGAGCAGACUACCAGAUACACAAGUACUUGAAGCCAAAGCUCACAUCUACUAGGAGGAGAUUGGUGCACACCUGUCUGGGUUGGUUAAAUACUCAGAUGGUCAUGGCGUGUGUUGUUAUUGCAAUCGAGCUUCGAAGUACUUCCUCUUUGAGAAUAUUGGGUCUGACAUACACUGGUGUUUUUCCUCUUCUUAACGUUCUAUUUAUCUUCAUUUUAUGA
Messenger RNA from Coregonus sp. 'balchen', 1841 nucleotides. The record is from the annotation of a GenBank genome assembly. NCBI's taxonomy places the organism in Eukaryota, Metazoa, Chordata, Actinopteri, Salmoniformes, Salmonidae.